Messenger RNA from Columba livia (rock pigeon), 10880 nucleotides. RefSeq lists its product as uncharacterized. The record is from RefSeq and is a predicted model, not a curated record. NCBI's taxonomy places the organism in Eukaryota, Metazoa, Chordata, Aves, Columbiformes, Columbidae. Bases 124 to 930 code for a protein of 268 amino acids. The transcript is spliced from 8 exons.
CCGGCGGGCGGGGCCGGGCCGGGGCGGGACUGGGGGCGGGGCCCGCGGAGCAGACGCGGAAGCGGCAGCGGCAGUGGCGCGCGCGGCCGCCGCAGGUGGAUCCCGGCGGGGUGAGCUGAGGACAUGCGGCUGCCCGCACUCUUCGGGCGCCUGAAGGCGGCGGUGGUCGGGGUGGUGCACGUGGGAGCGCUGCCAGGGACACCAAGGAGUUCUCUUCCAUUGACCCAGAUCAUUGACCAAGCUUGUCAAGAGGCAGAAGCUUACAGGGAUGCUGGAGUUGAUGGCUUGAUAGUAGAAAACAUGCAUGAUGUUCCUUACACGCUGUGUCCUGGGCCUGAAGUAACAGCAGCGAUGACGAUUCUUAGCGCUGCGGUGAGACAAACGUGUCCCCGCCUGGCGCUGGGCGUCCAGGUCCUGUGUGCUGCGAAUCAACAGGCGAUGGCGGUUGCGCUUGCCGCAGGUCUUGAUUUUAUCCGGGCGGAAGGGUUUGUGUUUUCUCAUGUUGCUGAUGAAGGGAUUAUAAAUGCCUGUGCAGGUGACCUGCUACGUUACAGAAAACAAAUUGGAGCAGAGAACAUUCAGAUUUUCGCUGAUAUUAAAAAGAAACAUAGUGCGCACGCCCUGACGGCUGAUGUCAGCGUGGCCGAGACCGCGGCGGCUGCCGAGCUCUUCCUGGCGGACGGCGUGGUGCUGACCGGCACGGCCACCGGGCUGCCCGCCCGGCCGCAGGACUUGGCAGAGGUUAAACGUGCUGUGAAGAUUCCUGUGUUGAUUGGAUCUGGAGUGACUCUGGACAAUGUGAGGAAUUAUUUGGAUGCAAACGCUCUAAUAAUAGGCCUUCUACAAGUUGCAUAUAUUUCCAUACAUCAUUGCGCAGAAGAUUUAAUGAUUGUUGUCCCAACAGAUAUUUUCUAUUACAAUUGUUACUGACUUUGAAAUUUAUUCUCAGUAAACAUGCAAGCAACGAGCACUAGCCAGUGCUCUAGUGCCGUAAGAAGAGUAAACAUCUUCAAGUAGUCAGCUGAAAACUACAACAAAUACACUGAUAAAGAUUGUUCAGUGACGAUAAUUAUUUUUAAAGAAACUGAUUACAGUUGCCAAAAGUCACAAUCAUCACUGUGUGAAAAUAUAAUGUGUUACCAGCAUGUUUCUUGAAUUGGUUUCUACCCAUUCACAUCCUAAAAACUCCCAAGUGACUGGAACUCAAAUGGGCUCUCAUCUGAAUGGAGGGGGUGGUGAGAACUACCUCAGUGCUGCAUGCAGGGGCUGAAUGAGAUGGUGUCAUACAUGGUAGUCUUUGUAAGACAAAAAUGCUAAUGAGUUGCUGUAAUACUCAUGACAUGCAAUGAAUCCUGUAGACAGCACUUUCACUGUCAGGAUUUCAUUUAACACCCCACUGUGUAACCCUUAUGGAAGGAUCAGACCAUAACUUGGGUCUGCAUUGUUACGUAUGAGUGGUAAGUGCAGAAUUUAGGGAACAGAAGUAGAGGAAAGCUAAUUUAAAGCCUGGAAAUGUGACUGAUCACCAAGACUUUAUCAUUCUUUGUGCUGAAAGUGUUUGUCUAGCAGCAUUAAGCAUCUGCUUGCCUGUUUCACACAGAUGCUGGAAGAAGAAUCUGACCUUUUGUUCAGAAAGUGUUUGAAUAUUUAAUGUAAAAAUAUUAAGUUAUCAGAAAGGCUGUCUCUUUUGGGAAGACUGUUCAAUUUUUUUACAGCCCAAGUUGUUAAAGUACUAUGGAGCAUGAAUAACUUCAGAGCAGAACAAAGCAGGCAAGUGCUAAUGUGUAGAAACUCCAGAAGUAAAUAACAGCUGUUCAAGAAGACUUGUAUUAAAUAUGUAUUAAUUAAUUUGAAGUGCAUCACUUAAAUAUGUGAAGAGAUUAUCUUGUGUUAAUUUACAUUAAAACACACACUUGUUAGCCUCAUUACAGUAUCUUAAGUAUAUCCUGAGCUAUCACCUCAUCCUACAUUGAACAUUUUGUUGGGUGUUGAUUGCUUUUGAUUUGCCCUUUUAAAAUGUCAGCUAGUGGCCUCCCUUUCUUGUUGGUUCUCUUCCUUCUCUCAGAUUGUGCUCUUGCAUAGUACUCACAUCCAUUCUGUGCUGAGCAGAAAAAACUUGAAAAUAGAUUGUGAAAAUACAGCAAUAAUUGCCCACCUGAACAUCACAUGUAGUUCUUGCUGUUAACUGAAUAAACCAGAGGAGAGAAUGUAAGUGUCCGUUUGUGUAACAAAGUGACUUUACGUGAAGAUUCAGUAUGACCUUUAGGACAGGAAAACUACUUAGUAAAAGAGAGGUCUCCUUAGUAAAGUUAUAGAUAAUUAAAAUUCACUGGUAAUAACACGCUUUGUCUAAGUCAAUGCAUAAGUCUUAAUAAAACUUCAUUCCACUCGUAAAACUUAGAUAUUUUUAUCUGGACCUAGUAAGCCAAAUGUUUUUCUACCUAUUUUGGUGCUGAAAAUAUGUAAGCUUGUAAUAUUUAUGGAUAAUUUCCAGAUAUUUUCUUCCUGGUGUCAUACAGACAGCUAAUCCAGUUGCUAGGCUAUUCUUUCAUCCCAUUAUUUUGGCUCUGCAGACUCCCUGAUUACAAGUUGGAGUCCAGUUCUUGUUUCCUGCACCUACUCCAACAAACUCCUCACUGGUGGAAAAUGGAGGAAUAAAAGGACUGGCAGGCAGGUCCUGGCAGAGCAGGAAGGGGGAGGAAAACCAAAAUACUUGGCUUUAGCAAAACCUAGAAGUCAAUGACAAGGUGCUACAUUGCACGGUUCUAUUGAGAGAAGUGAUUGGGGAUGUUUGCUGUAGUUUCAGGUUGUUUGCAGCCUCUUCACUGAAGACUUUAUGAGUUCACACCUGGGUUAUGUUUCCAAGAUCAUCUCUGCUGAUAUAUGUGCUCAGGGAGACAUUUUUUCCUAAAGGAAAGCUGAAGUUUUGCAGGAUAAUUAUGGCAAUAAGGGGUGAUAACUGUAGCAAAAUGCAGGCUUGGAAUUUGCAGCUCUUUGGUUUAAGAGCAGAUUACAAGUUUGCGUUACAUAAACUUCCCUUGCUCCCUGUGCUUUUCCCCAGCAUCCCGUCAGUGUUUGCUCUGCUGAACAACACAGAAGUUGAGUUUAAGGACAGAACUGUCUGUGGCUUUUUUCUUGCACAUCUGCAGUGCUUAUCUAUGCAUCCUAAAUGCUGCAUUGUUUAGAAAUGGAGGAGAACUGGCCUGAGAUAUUCUUUGUUGGGGACUAACAUGCCAUGGUGUGUAGUAGAAUUGACCCUCCACUCUAUGGUCCCCGUUGCAGAAAUACCAUCAGAACAUAAAAUCCUUCAGAGGAUUCUUGGAUUCCUGCCUUGGAGGUGUCAAGGAAACCCACCCAGUUAGCUUCUUGCUUUUAUAAGAACUGGGGCUUGCAAUAAAUUGUUUAUGUUGAGGCAUUAUGGAAUUUCUCUCAAUUAUUUUCCCUACUCUUAACCAUUGUUUGACUGUUAGUGACAAGAAUUAUUUGAUCCUUUGAACACUUGUUUUAGAGGUAAAACCCUAUUUCCCUUAGGAUGUCUGUUAAAAACCUGUAUUAGGACUAAUAACUUCAAUCACAUUGUUCUCCUAUGGUGGCUGGUUAGGAGUAUUCUAUUGAAGAGUCCAGGCUUGGUCAAUAUGAAGUCGAAAAUGUUGCAGAGUUUCCUGACUGCACUCAUGUUCCUGACUCCAUCUGUCAAAAAGACUUUGACACUCACUCAUUCGGGUCCAGACAGACCUGUGAAAUGCUUUCCUUGGAUUAUUCUUCAGCUGGCAAAGUUACUACUUGAAAUGUUGAGGGCAACAGGAGCUUUUUCACCCCAAUCUUUAAUAAACUGAUUUUUCUGGGGGGAAGGAGGAAGUCUUUCUGCAAUGCAAAUAGGAAAGCCUUUUACAUGAGGCAAAAGGGUUGCAAUUCAGAAUGUAGUCUGUUUCUUUGCUUACAGUUUGAAGCUUUAGAAGAAUUAAAGGUAAGGAGAGCCUAAGAUGUUUCUUAUUAAACACUUAAGGAAUGGAAAAGAUGUGUAGGGUAAUUAUCUUGAUUAAAAAACUGUUGAUCUUAUUAACAGGUAGUUUUCUUUCAAUAUGUCAAAAAAGGAUUUUGCCAAUUUGGGCUGAAACGAAUACUCUCUGUUUAUGUUUAAAUUCCCUCUUUCCUGUCACUGUCAAAUUUUCAUUGUUUCAUAAAGUAAAUUCAGUGUCAGACAGCAAGUGUUGGUGUUUCAUAAUUCCUUUUUCCAGAGGCCGUCACUCUCCUUGAAAUGAACGGGACAGAGACGCUGUUUGGUUGUGUGGAAUGCUGAGUUAUCGGGUGUUCCUCUUCUGCUUGUAGGCAUUUGUUUCUGAAAAUAACAUCUACACUCGUAGAAGCAGAAUGAGGAACAGAUGAAAAUUUCAAAAAAAUGAAAUGUUGAUGUCGAGGGAGCACAUGGUCCGUGUUAGUUAAUACAAACAGGUUAGAAUUAAUACCAGGUUAAGCAGGUAUUAAUACCAGGUUCUUGAAUCCUUGUCCAUCCUUGAUUUUUCCUUCUGUAUACUAAAAUGCAAUUUCUACUUCUGCCCUACCGUGUGUUCAAAGGGAGAUGGAAUAUCCGCUGUAGAGUGUAGGAGUUCGUGAAGCAGUGGGUGUUUAGGAUCCUUUUAUUAGUUAGCAAACAAAAUUAAGUGUAAAAAUGUAAGUUAAUCAUACAAGAAAUUUUAAAUAUUUCAAUUUGCCCAAUCUGAUAUGAAAUGAAAUGUUCAAAAUGGUAGUUAAACUCAGAAUUGUUCGACUUUGUGCUGCGGUCCCUGUACUAGCUGUGCUUUGUCAUACCCCUGUCAGAAUGAGGUGACAAAACAGAGGACAUUGAAAUGUUUCAUACAAGUGUGGGAGGAAUCCCAAAUUCGACAGUAAACAAGGAUGAAAAGGAAGGCAGCAGAGUAAGGGCAAGAAAAGAUGCUCAAGUUUGCUGCAGUUCCUGCCUCAUUGUUUAUUCCAGCUUCCUGCUUUUUCAGUUCGCCUCUCGAGCCUUUCUUGUGCAUGUAGAUAGAUUACAGUAUGCAGAAGACUAAGAAUAAGCUGAAGGCAGAAACUGCCUUAAUGAAGACAUUCUUGUGAUAGAAAAAAGAUUUUGUUGUCCACAGAUGCGCAAAGAAAAAUAGAAAAGCAGCUGCCCUUAGAAAUGUAGUAAAAGUAGAGAUGAGCACUACGUCAUGAUGCUUUAGUCAAAAUCUGAUGUGUUGAAAGUCUUUGAGAGGAUCUGUACUGUUGUACAGAGAUAUAACCAAGAGGAGAAACACGAAGCUUCUGCUGGAAAAAUACUGCAAGCCUCAUCUGUUAGAUACUGUCCUGAAUGGUGUUGACUUUUUGUCAACUUUCAGCUGGAGAAUAAGAAUAAAAGGAAAUAGCUUUCAACUGCUCUUUUAUGGAUGACAAUAUUAAUAUUGUAUCCUGUCAAAAACCUCUGUUUCCUUAAGACCAAGCUAUAGAGGUAUAGUCAUGUGCUGUCAUCUUCCAGAGGAAGAUUCUGAAGGUUGACACAGCAUAAAGGUGAUGGAAGAAAUGUACAUGGCAAGUGGAGUGGGUAGGUGAGAUGAAGCGGAGCUGAGACACGGCACUCAGUGAAGGCUUCUGGCUCACCCAGCCUGCAGAAUUAAGAAAGCAGGGAUGUAGGUGGUCAGUAACGAGUGAUGAAAUUUGCAGGUUAUCUGCACUACACCCAUGAGGUGGUGAGCACUGGGGCUUGGGUGAAUUGGGAUGGCUUAUUUUACUCCUUGCAUUAUCUGUUUAAAGCAUCAACUGGAGCGUUCAUGAGAGCAAAUGCAGCUGGUGGCAUUUGGGCUGUGGAAAUUAUAGUUUGUAACACUUCUCUAAGAGUAAUUUGAGAGCUUAAAGAAUUAUAUGACUAAUAUUUCAUUUGGGCACUGAAAACCUUCAUGUUUCAGGAAAGAUUUUUGUAUUUUUUUCUUUUACACAGCCUUGAUCAAAUAGCCAAAAAUAUUAUUGGAUUCCUCUGAAGCACCAGCCAUGGCUGCAGCAACAUACCCAGCGAAAUAGAUCAGUGGUCCAAUCUGCUUUGACAACUCCCAUGUAACUAAAAAUAGGAGAAAUAGAAGAGGAAAUUUGUAGGGCUGGUAGUGGCUUGUAUUUUUCAAUAAUUUAUCAAGAUUCAAGAGCACAGAUUUCCUUUGGGAAAUAUUAGUUCUUAGGUUUACAAAGUGCCUCAGUUGUAAAUACCCAUAAAAAUGACAAUUUGGUAGGUCGUAUUUAUUCUUAAGCGGGUCAAAGGACAUUAGCGUAUUCCUACUAUAUAAAUCUGUCAAGUACAGAAUUUCUUUAUGCUCCCAAAUCACAAAAGCGCCUCUUACAGUCAAGGAGAAAAUGUCGCAUUAUUGCCAAUCAAGGACAACAAGAAAGCAUAUCGAUCUUUACCCAAUAACUUUUGCCCUCCUCGCUAAGUUUUUAUCACUGAAACUGGACACAUCAAGGGAUUGGAUUUAAUAUAUACAUAUAGUGCUGAUUUAUUACAGGAGGAGAAAUACAGUCUGGCCUUACUUCUAGCUCAAUAUUUUAACACUUAUUUUAUUUCUUGCAUGGAACCUUGCAGUGACUUUUUCUACAGACAGAGUGUAUAACUUUCAGAUAUCCCAGGAUGUGCACAAAUCUGAAGCUCGCAAAGGUACAUUGGCUGUUAUAUGUUUACACGCAUCUUGCAUUUGGUGGUCUUAGAGUCUUGAGUCUUGAUUUGGAGGGUUCAUGUACACGUGAGUCUGUAGCAGGGGUGCUGUUGGUUUCAGAGAGGCGUAACUACAGAUAAGCUGGAGGCUACAUAGGCACAAAAGGUCUGGAUGCUGCUGGCUGAGCCUGCUCUGAAGAUGAGCUGGUUUUCAUCUCAUCUGUGGAGCUGUGUACCUAAAGCCUUAUGUAUAAGGGCUGUUUACCAGUCACAGACACUGGAAUGCAGCAGAGGGCUGGCAUUGUCCUUGGUCUUUCUGUGUUCUCUCUCUUGUUGGUGAAACUUGUCAGGUUUUUUUGUUGAUCACUGCAGUGUGUUUGGCCCACUCCACAAAUGCAGAAUCUUUGAACUCUCUGUGUACAGUGAUACCCAUGGCUAUGGUAGAAGUGUGAUCAAUGAAUUACUUAUUGGAAGGCAAGUGCAUCUACAAAACCAAAGGGAAAGAUCUUAAUCACAGAAUUACAGAACAGUGGAGACUGGAAGGAGCAUCAUCUAGUCCAAGCCCCCAGCUCAAAUCAGGGUCAACUGGAACAGGUUGCUUAGGUUCUAGAUAGAUUUUGGAUAUCUGCAAGGAUGCAGUUUCCACAACCUCUCUGAGUAACCUGCUCUAGUAUUUCAGUGUUCAAGGAUAAGCUACUGAGUUAAAAACACAGGUCAUGUAUGUCAGCAGGAGCAGAUACCCGCUAAUUUUGUAACAAAAAAUGUAUUAAGCAAGCAUCCCAGAGAGCAAACAGCUCUCUCUUAUUGUGUAAUUAUAAGUCCUGUUUGUUUUUUUACCUGUGUGGGAAAAAGAUGCCAGUUUUGAUUGCUCUUUGGCUGCUUAAGAGCCGGGCAACCCCUCCAUAGAGUAAAAGGAUGCAGAAGUAGCUGAUGGAUUUGUUGCUCAUGUUCAUAACGAUGUGGAGAGAGCUGAAAAGGCCACAUCCCACUCCGUUAUUUCCUGAUGGAGUGGGCAGAGGGACAUAUGUUGAAUUUCUCCAGAUGUGUCCUUCCCCAGCCAGACAUCUUGUUGAGAGGUUAUUUUCAAGGAUUCUGUAUGUUUGUCAGGAUUUCCAGAUGUCUAGUAAUGCCAGCAUUUUCUCGGCACGUGGGCAAAUCCUUUCUCCCGAGCAUGUAUCGCAAAUCUGACGCUUAUGGAAACGCUCCCUGCACAUGGCGUGCACACUCACAGUAAAUCUGAUGCAGCUGGGGCUCUUGUGUGUGUGCCCUCCUGUGGCUUUUCACAAGCACAACAAAUUGAGUGUGUCCCAAACAUCUUGGAUUUACUGUGUGUGUUCAGACCAUCUGUGCAACACAUGUACCACACCUCUAGUGAUGCUUUAAGGGCUGGGCACAAUACAUACACUACAUAGUGCCUGGUGAUGCAUUUCAGUAUAGAAGGAGUUCAGAACAAGAUUGUGGCACACUCAGAAGUCAUGCUUUUCACUGAGAGCCUCUAGGAAGAAGCUGAUUUUUGGUUCUGCAGUAUCCUGACUUGUCUCAGUCUAGUAAGCCUUAUCCUACCAUCAGUGUGCUUUCCCAUUGCACAGCUUUUGAAAGUAUCUGAGAAGGCAGUGGGUUUUGAUUUGGGGAGUGUGUGUAUCUUGACUGGAACAUAUUUUCUUCACCAAUGUGAAUUCAAGCCAGAAGAGGAGAGAAAAAGGGAGUGAACAACUUGGAGUUGAGAGGAAAAUAUGGCCCAGGGUAUGCAUUAUGCAUUUCCAAUGUCAGAUGGAAUUGUUGAGCUUUGCCAGCCGCCUUGAAAUCACCGCUCCAAAUCAGGCCCAGAAAAUUACAAGUAUUUCUAUGCAAUUCUCACCUUUCCAGGUAAAUACGGAAAGCUAUAGCUGCCAGAGCAGUGAUGGAUCAUGACUUCCUUCCAUCCAAAGAGCCUUGGGCUUUUUCCUCCUCCAAGCAUUUAACUUAACUUGCAGGGCUGAUGGAAGAGCGGUAGAUAUUUUUUUCCCCCAAAUAUCCAUUUGCCUUUCCAUUUAUCUACUUUGAUCUAAAAUAUAGAACCUGAUGGAUGCCCUAGGUAAAUCAAACAUUUUCUGUCUGCCAAAACGGUUUUGCAAAUGCUUAUUUCAUGCCAUUACCAUUUUUCUGUUUCUAGCAGUAAAUCAAAAAGUAUCAGCCAUUCAUCCACUUUAAAAGUAAUGCCUUUCCUUUGCAUAAUUACGCAUACCCAGUGGAGAUCUGUAUGCACAGUAAAUCUAUUCCUUUAAAAGGUUUUGCCUUAAGUACCACAGUGACAUAAAUUGGUGUAGCUCAAAUUUAUUUAUUUAAAAGGUUUAUUCUUUUAACUGAUCGGGUAACUGUUCUACUUCCAUUGUUUGAUUUGGGUGGGGAGGGCUUUUAUUAAUGUAUCAGAUUUAAUUCUGCAGCAGAUGUUUAUGUAGAAAGGUCUCACUCUUUACGGGACUUGUAGCAAUUGAUAUGUGUGUGUAAUUUAUUCUCAUUACAAGUUUAUUCUUAACUGGCGUUCAGGGGGUCUUCACUGUAUCUCCAGUAGAUCCUUGAGAAUUAAAUAGUUUAAUGAAUGUAAUGAGCAAACCUGAAAGAAAUACACAUAGAGAAGCAUAUGUAUUUGGACGUUAACCCUCCAAAUUUGCAAAUAACAUAAGUACAGUUCUAUAAGUGAGUGAGAAAUUGCCAAAAAUAAAUAUCUUCCAGUCAUAAGUACCCCAGACAGUAUUUUGGCAAAGGAAAGAUUGAAAAAAAAUGAUCUCUCCAUCUUUCUGAUGUUAACUUGCUCAUCUUUGUAAGCUGGGCUUGUAGCUCUCAAGGGUGUCAAACCUAAAGCAGACAAGCCCAGCUGGUGGAAACCUGGGAGUGAAAUGAUUAAUUCUUUAGCAGAUCCGAGUUUAUUUUUAGGCUUUAUAGAAUAAUAUUAAAUUUCACUCACAGGGAAAUGACAGGAAGUAUCUUAAAAAACAAACAAAACCAAACCAACCAACCAAACAAGAGACACAAAAAAAACUUUACCAGAAUGGCACAAAGUAAUAAAACACCAGAACUUAACUACAGUUGGGCAGGUAAACAUAUCCCAAUUGCAUUUGAAAUUUUGGCUACAGUAUAGUCCUGCAAAUAUUUGCGUAUGUGUUCAGUUCAGUGCAUGUGAGGAUUCUUGAGAUGUGCACCAACUCUGAGGAUACACCAGAUUGCAGGUUAGAUUAUGAUAUGAAUGAUGUCGUGGAGAACUGAACAAAAUUUCUAGCGUGAAUGUAUUUUCUAUUAACAUAUUUUUCAUGGUACCGGAUGUGAAAGUGAAAUUAAAGGUGUCUGUAUUUUGUAAGGUUACACAAUAAAAACAUGCAGAAACAUUCUGGGGAGAGGAUGGUUCCAAGGUCUUGAAUCUCGUUUGGUUAACAAAGGUAGUUUCAUUAUACAAUCAAAAUAUUCACCCCUAUGAUUUCACACUAUCCGUGUUAUCUUUUUUGCUGGCAUCAGAGUGUUAUUGACAAACUUUCCUACAGUUGGAAAGGAAAAACUGCUUUAGUAUCCAAGGCAAACCUUGGAAAAUGCCAUGGGCCUGCAAUGCGAAGGUACAUAUGAUAAUCAUAGAUCUAGCAAGGGCUGUGUAUUGGAGGGACGAGGUUUUAUUGCAGGCAGCUCCACAUUCUAUGUCCAUUAAGGUCACUCUUUUGAGAUUUCAUUUAAAGCGAAUUUGGCUUUUUGGGGUCUUUUUCUAACACAUUAAGUAGAUCAGAGGUUGCCAGCUGUCCUUUUUGAUCACAAUUGGUGGUAGUGGUUGCAAUCAUAUGGCUUCACGGUGAUGUUGGGGAAGGGCAAAUACGCUGGGUAUGGGGGCUUGGGGAAGUGGGGAAAUAUCCCAUUCAGCCAUGAGGGAACAAGCUCAGCACUGGGGUUUUGACCUCAGUUGAUUUAUAUACCCUGAAAGUCUGACUCUGAUCCUUGUUUUAGGUCAUUUCUAGCCACUGCAUUUCACACUACUACUGAUCUGUGACAGCGAACAGCAGGCUUGCUUUAGUAUUUAGGUUGAUGCGUAGAUACACAGUCUAAUCCAACUGCUCCAGCCAUCCUGGGGUGUUUUCAGAGAGACGUAUGCCUUGGGUGGAAAGUGGUUUGUAGUGGUUCUUGAUAAUUUUAAGGGCAGGAUUGUGUGAAGUAGUUGCCUGUGAUAGAGGUUGGAUUACUAAGUGACAAAGAUUUCCCUUUAAAUCCUGUG